CAGCACUUCAGCCUCGCGCAAGCAAAAGUGCUUGUGUUGUCGAAUGAGCUUUUAGCAGAGGCGUAGAAGGCAGGAGGGCAGGAGCGCAGCAGGAGUGGCGCGCUAUCAAUGCAUUCACCAGACAACAUCGGAGCCUUCAGGAAUAAAGACGGGAAACAGUAGAUUCCACAGGAAUUUUGCACAGUGCACAGAGUGCCAUCGUCUCCGAAUGAUCAACCAUGGGGGAGUGGACAAUAUUAGAGCGUCUCUUGGAGGCUGCUGUCCAGCAGCACUCUACUAUGAUCGGAAGGAUCUUGCUAACUGUGGUGGUGAUCUUCCGGAUUCUGAUUGUAGCUAUAGUUGGAGAGACUGUCUAUGACGACGAGCAGUCCAUGUUCGUGUGUAACACUUUGCAACCAGGAUGCAACCAGGCGUGUUACGACAAGGCAUUCCCCAUCUCCCAUAUCAGAUAUUGGGUAUUUCAGAUAAUCAUGGUGUGCUGUCCUAGCCUCUGCUUCAUCACAUACUCUGUGCACCAGUCUGCCAAGCAGAAGGAGCGGAGGUUCUCCACGGUGUACCUCUCCCUAGACAAGGACCAGGAUUCCAUGAAGAGAGACGACAGCAAAAAAAUUAAAAACACCAUCAUUAACGGAGUACUUCAGAACACAGAAAACUCCACGAAAGAAGCGGAGCCUGACUGUUUGGAUUCGAAGGACAUUCCGAAUUCGGCCAUGAGAACUACUAAGUCUAAAAUGAGGCGACAAGAGGGCAUCUCAAGAUUUUACAUCAUCCAAGUGGUUUUCAGAAAUGCGUUAGAAAUAGGGUUUUUGGUGGGUCAAUAUUUCCUGUAUGGAUUUAAUGUCCCUGCAGUGUAUGAGUGUGAUCGAUAUCCCUGUAUCAAAGAUGUUGAAUGCUAUGUUUCAAGACCAACCGAGAAGACCGUGUUUCUGGUCUUCAUGUUUGCGGUCAGUGGCGUAUGUGUUCUUCUAAACUUGGCUGAACUCAAUCACCUUGGCUGGAGGAAGAUCAAAACUGCUGUGAGAGGUGUGCAGGCGAGAAGGAAGUCAAUCUAUGAAAUCCGCAACAAAGAUUUGCCAAGGAUGAGCAUGCCCAACUUCGGUCGCACUCAGUCGAGUGACUCUGCGUAUGUGUAGCUUAACGCCCAGUAGCUGAAAGUGAAGGGAGACAUGGGACCCUUUUACAAAUAAUUCGGUAUCUAUUUAUGAGGAAUGUGGUGGACAGUGUAUCUCACCGACCUCAGUGAUGAAGUGGGAGGGGUAGCGAUUUAAUUAGUCUUUAAAGGACAACUAAAACAGACCAAACAUUUGUUUAUCAUAUUUAUGAGAAGGCACUGAUGCAACUUUUAUUAUCAUUUAUAUAUUAUAAAGUGCUUCUUAAAAGCAGAAGCUAGCCUCUAAUCAACGUUUUCUUAUAGUCUAAGGUAUAAAUACUUGCACUAAAUAUGAAUACAGCGAGCCAAAAAGAAGGCCUAUCCGGUGUGUGCUGUGAACGGUGUUUUUACGACAUUCCAUUGGUUUUUCAACACCUCAAACUACCAUAGCAAUGAAAUACAUCAUCAGGCAAUUUGGGAGACACGUUUAAGACUAAUUAUAGCCUACAGAUUAAGUAAUUAAUUCAGUUAAUUAAUUCCUGUAUUAUGUCAAUCAUUUCAUCUCUUUGCUGUUAGAUUUAUUACAUAAACAAUUGUCGAUGUAUUGGUUGCCUGCGCUAGCACCACUGUCCUUAACCUAAACGAUCACUCUAUCUUAGCUUGCUGUGCAGCAGAGUACGACUUUCGAAACGUGCUGCAGACGGCUGUGAUCUGUCUUUUCUUCUUUUCACCCAAGCGCCCACUGCUAUUGUUUGUUA
Hypomesus transpacificus is the source of this 1848-nucleotide messenger RNA. RefSeq names its product gap junction delta-2 protein-like. Gene Ontology annotation, biological process: cell communication. The transcript is spliced from 2 exons. The coding region runs from base 219 to 1133 and encodes 304 amino acids. Gene Ontology annotation, cellular component: connexin complex. The record is from RefSeq and is a predicted model, not a curated record. Lineage: Eukaryota; Metazoa; Chordata; Actinopteri; Osmeriformes; Osmeridae.